Darwinula stevensoni is the source of this 180-nucleotide messenger RNA. Lineage: Eukaryota; Metazoa; Arthropoda; Ostracoda; Podocopida; Darwinulidae. The record is from the annotation of a GenBank genome assembly.
AUGGCUCGUUCGACGUCGUACGGGAGGCGUCGUGGGAGGUGCAAAUGGUUCAACGUGGCAAAGGGCUGGGGGUUCAUCACCCCGGAAGACGGCGGCCAGGACGUCUUCGUCCAUCAAGUCAGUCCUUCCCCUUCUCUCAUUGGCUCUCCCAUGGCGGUUGCCAUGGAGACACGGAGAUGA